Molecule: messenger RNA, 802 nt
Organism: Hydra vulgaris (swiftwater hydra)
Lineage: Eukaryota; Metazoa; Cnidaria; Hydrozoa; Anthoathecata; Hydridae
Product: histone deacetylase complex subunit SAP18
Biological process (GO): negative regulation of DNA-templated transcription
Cellular component (GO): nucleus
Molecular function (GO): transcription factor binding; transcription corepressor activity
Source: RefSeq, a predicted model, not a curated record
UCACCCGUUCACGGCGCUUACACAUUUCUCAAUUUUGUGUUUUUUAACUAUUUAAUUGCUAAAAAUGAGCGACCGUCAUCGUUCUCGAAGCAGGUCACCCAGAAGAGUUUCUGAAAGAACCAAUGAUGGAAUACAAGAAAGACUGAAAAAAUUGAGUGGUAUGGAAAAUGGUUCAACUAAUGAUAAGGAGCCAAGAAAAAAAGAAGUUGUUGAAGAUGUUUUAAAAAUUGAUAGAGAAAAGACAUGCCCACUUCUGUUAAGAGUUUUUUGCAAUAUUGGUGGACAUCACAAGAUAGAAGACUUUGCUAGCGGAAAAACUCCAUCAAAUGAGUUACAAAUUUAUACUUGGAAAGACGCCACACUAAAGGAGCUUAUGAAUCUUGUUAAAGAGGUCAACCCGGAAGCUCGGCGUGACGGAACAUAUUUUGAUUUUGCUAUUGUCUAUCCGAACUUUUCGCGUGGGGGAUACAACUUAAAAGAUAUUGGUACUACUUGCUCAGGCCAAAGUUGCCCAGAUGAUAAUGCCACUCUGCACUCAAAAAAGUUUCGAAUUGGGGAUUUCUUAGACAUCGCAAUUUUAUUACGGCCGAGAAGAGAACGACGGGAUAGUAUGUAACUUAUCGUUAGCAGCAUGCUUCUGCUGAAGCGUAAACACUUGUGAAAUAUCACAAAAAAUCUUUUUGAACUAGUUUUUAAUAUGUUCAAAAGAAACAGUUAAGAUGUUUUACAGCCAAGAAACUGGGACCAAAUUAUUUUAAUUUAGUCGUUUAAUUAAAACAAGAAAUAAUAUUGCAUUGAGUUA